AUGGAGACGCUUUUACGCAGCAUAGCAACUUAUCCAACUCCAAAACAGAUACUGUUUCUCAAUAGUAACCAAAAUACAAGCUUGUUUACUGCAAAUGGUAGUCGUUCUUUUUCUUCAAGGUCAUUAUUCCCUUCACUGGGAUUAAGAAAAUCAGUGGUAGUUGAAGCCAAAAAGAGCAACAAAAGCAAUCGCAACAAGAAGAAUAAACAAGACACUCAUAGCUUUGUCGCCAAACCAGACGAAGCCGUUGGACCUUUCCCUGAAGCUGUUUUGCUUAAAGAGAAGAAAGUGCAGGACGAUGGUAGAGUUUUGCCUGAGUUUGCUGAUGCUGAAGAAGAGAAGCUCUUUGAAUUUUUGAACCUUGAUCUGCAGAGUCAAUUGAAAGUGGAGCGAAUGCGCCAUUAUGAAGUGGUUUAUCUGAUCCAUGAGAAGCAUGAUGAAGAGGUUGGCAGUGUUAAUGAGAAAGUUCAAGAUUUUGUGAGGGAGAAGAAAGGCAGGAUAUGGAGAUUCAAUGAUUGGGGCAUGCGAAGGUUAGCAUACAAGAUACAGAAAGCCAAAAAUGCUCACUAUAUCUUGAUGAAUUUUGAGUUGGAAGCCAGAUGGAUAAAUGGCUUCAAGGACAUGUUAGACAAAGAUGAAAGAGUCAUUCGGCACCUCGUGAUAAAGAGGGAUGAAGCAAUCACAGAGGAUUGCCCACCCCCACCUGAGUUCCACACUUUGCGUGGAGGUAUGGAUGACUAUGAUGAAGAGGAUGGUUUAGAUUAUGAUGAUGAUGACAACGAAGCAGAUGAGGAGGAUUGGGAUGCUGAGACCGAGGCUGAGAUGGAGGGCUAUGAUGAUGAAAUGGAAAAUGGUGUUAUUUCCCUGAACAGCAAUGAAGAAGAUGAUGACAGCGGCAACAUGGAUAGACAUGGUAAAUUGGCUGGUGCAAGUAGCUCAGGGAAAAAACGGAUACCUGAGAAAGUUGGUAGCUAG
Messenger RNA from Dovyalis caffra, 975 nucleotides. The record is from the annotation of a GenBank genome assembly. NCBI's taxonomy places the organism in Eukaryota, Viridiplantae, Streptophyta, Magnoliopsida, Malpighiales, Salicaceae.